UUUACAGUCCUUUCAUUUUUAUAUAUUUCUUUCUUCCCAGCAUUCGUUGUCUCCAUCCUCAUACAUCACCUGUAUAUAUACUCUUGCCAUUUCCAUCACCUAUUCACAACAGAUUCCCACUGUUCUUCAAUUCUUAUCCACUAACUUUCUACAAUGCCUUCAAUAAUCUCAGAUGUUCAUCAAAAACAACUUGACUUGUACUCAAUUAAAGAAUUACCCGAAUCACAUGCAUGGAAAUCAUCAUCAUUAGAUGAUUAUCCUUCAAGUGAUUCGCGUAAUGUAGAGUCUAUUCCAGUAAUCGAUCUAAACGACGAGAUAUUCGCCAUGGAAAAAAUUGGCCAUGCAUGCAAAACAUGGGGUGCGUUCCAAAUCGUAAACCACAACAUAUCUCAGAGACUACUCAACGAUAUGAAGGCUGCCGGAAAGGGGCUUUUUUCCCUUCCGAUGCAGCAAAAAUUAAAAGCCGCUCGUUCAACCGAUGGCAUCGCUGGCUAUGGGGUGGCUCGAAUUUCUUCUUUCUUCCCUAAGCUCAUGUGGUCCGAAGGGUUCACAAUUUUUGGUUCCCCUCUUGAAAAUGCCCGCCAACUUUGGCCACAUGAUUACAAGAAAUUUUGUGAUGUAAUUGAUGAAUACGAAAAUGAGAUGGAAAAGCUAGCAAGAAGACUGAUGUGCCUGAUGCUUGGGUCACUUGGAAUAACAAAGGACGAUGUGAAAUGGGCUAUAGGCCCAAGAGGAGGAUGCUCAGCCCUACAACUAAAUUCAUACCCGGCUUGUCCGGAUCCAGAUCGGGCCAUGGGUCUUGCUGCACAUACGGAUUCUACCAUAUUAACCAUCCUACACCAAAACAAUACAAGUGGUUUACAAGUAUUUAAAGAAGGGAAUGGUUGGGUCACGGUUCCUCCACUUUGUGGUGCAUUAGUUAUCAACGUGGGUGACUUGUUACACAUAUUGUCAAACGGGUUAUACCCGAGUGUUCUACAUCGGGCCAUAGUGAACCGGACCCGACACCGUCUAUCUGUGGCCUAUUUAUAUGGGCCACCAUCAGGGGUGAAAAUAUCACCACUUUCUAAAUUGGUAGACCAAAGGAACCCUCCAAUGUAUAGGCCAGUGACGUGGAGUGAGUAUUUGGGCACUAAGGCAAAACAUUUUGAUAAGGCACUUUCAUCGGUUCGGCUUUGUGCUCCUCUUAUUGGAUUUGCCAAUUCUAAAGAUCAAAGUGGCGUCCAAGUAGGAUAAUACAACUAGUACUCAACUUUUUUUUUUUUUUUUUCAUUUUGUUUUCUGAAAACACGUAGUAGUAUCUUUUAGUGUUCCUUUUUAACCUUUUGGAAGAAUUUUUGUUAAUAUCUUGAGAGAA
Molecule: messenger RNA, 1357 nt
Organism: Lycium ferocissimum
Lineage: Eukaryota; Viridiplantae; Streptophyta; Magnoliopsida; Solanales; Solanaceae
Product: gibberellin 3-beta-dioxygenase 1-like
Exons: 2
Coding region: 154-1236 (360 amino acids)
Biological process (GO): gibberellin biosynthetic process; response to light stimulus
Molecular function (GO): gibberellin 3-beta-dioxygenase activity
Source: RefSeq, a predicted model, not a curated record